Messenger RNA from Trematosphaeria pertusa, 2723 nucleotides. RefSeq lists its product as uncharacterized. The annotation marks the transcript as partial. Lineage: Eukaryota; Fungi; Ascomycota; Dothideomycetes; Pleosporales; Trematosphaeriaceae. The record is from RefSeq and is a predicted model, not a curated record. The transcript is spliced from 4 exons.
GAAUGAACAAAGGAACAUGUCCAUUGUUGCCAACGCCACUAUGCAUCCUGAAAGAGCAGUCCCAUCAGGCCCGGGAGGCGUGUCAUUCCCCGGCGUGUCGUCCCUCAACUUCCCACCCCUCACUCAGUUGUGCGCGAAUAGCCCGUCUUCAUUGUCACUUGUUCGCGGCAGCAAUGGUCUGGCUUAUCUAUUCUAUCAUCUUCUUCUAUCUAAUCCGGUGGAUACGAUCGCUAAGGGUUGAUCCCGGGAAUCCCCCGGGGCGACUCGUCGAAUCAUUCGGACCCGAGCUUCUCAGGCAAUAUUUCGCAGGCUCUCUGGAACGGGGUCCUGCUGGUGAUCGCCCUCUUGACGAUUUUGGGCCUCCUGCCCGGCUUGCUAAAGAAGAAACUCCAACAGAGGCUGAGGUCACCUCCCCAGAGCCCACUUGUGAACCUUGCCUUCGACGUUGUGGCGUGUGUCAAGGCGAUCCGAUACACCAUUGCCAGACGGGGCCCUCGGGCGGAAGCCCUGCCUCAUGGAGAGUCGAAGAUGAGAAACUAAAGCACCAGCGAAAUCUCCGGGCUCUGGAGGCGCUUUUUCAACGCAAGCUGCGGCAGGCAGAGCUAACCGUGCAGUCCGUCUCGAAGCAGCUGAAGAAUACUACCGAACAGCUCCAAAAGGCGAAGGAAGGAGGUCAAGCAACCGCAUCCGGGUUGGCGCGUCCGGUGCUGGCAGCAAGAGCCCCUAAACCGCUGGCACGCGUCACUUUCGAGAAAUGGCAGCAGACCGACCUUUUGAAAGACUUUUUGCUUCUCGAUACAUCAGUUGGCGGUCUUGCUUUCGAGCUGAAUCGUCACAUCAGCCAGAGCAGUCUUCUUCAGUAUCGGAUUCACGAGUUGUCGGACUCGUGCUUUCUGAUUAAGGGCGCGCCGAAACAACUCUGGACAAAACAGAGACUGCUGCUGCUCCGAGGGGCAAUCUGGUCUAUCCUCCUCGGCACCAUCUUUUCCCACGAAUUUGCAGUGUUUGGGGACCGCGCGCGAGAUCUGGCACGAGAGUGGGCCAUUCCGGAUGUCGACCACCGUUCCUCGACAUGGCGAUCCUUGACCGCUGAGAUGUUGCUGGUCAGAGCUGGUAUCAUUCAGUGCGAUGCAAUUGGCCCCUCGAACCCGACGGCUAGUUUGAGAGAUUUGUUAGUCAAAAGGCAUAGCAUUCAAGACUCCGUAUCGGCCAUGUCGGGUGUGUUAAUCAAGGGCGCAUCCCUGAGGAACUCUGAAACUGGCGGACCAGAGUCUAUCCGGCGGGCAAAGGAUCUCUUCAAAGACUGCGAUCAACACGCGCGAGCCAGCCUCCAUCACGCGCAGGCAGGCUUCAUCCGAAGUCUAGAAUGGCUCACGAAGCGGUUCUCUGCGAGAAAGCAGCUGUCUUCUGAAGUGGAAAAAGUCCUCAUCAAUGCUCAAGUCCUCGCCCUCCAGCUGGCAGCGCAGAUACAUUGCUUCGAAUUCGUGAUCCCGACUGUAGACGAUAUGCUUGGAGAUGUUAAUCGCUGGGCAGAGGAACCCCUCCUCUCGAAAGCCAACUGCUGCUCAAAUAUACCCGACGGUCAUAUAGCCUUCACAGUCCGUCCGGGGCUGAAGAAGUUCGCAGACGCCGAUCUGAAGCAGAUGGCAAUCCUUCAUUCUGCCCAGGUCUUCAUUUUGGGUGAAUCAGUUGAAGACAGCCCAAGGAGUAGAGGUCCAGCAAGUGGGAGAACGGGACUACCCCAAAAGAACGAUAACAAUUUUCGCGAAGUAUUCAACCGACUCGCCGGAGAUAUCGAAGAGCUUGCGGCCGGCCUCGAAUACAACCAAGGCGACGGUAUUCCGCUAUCAUUACAGCCUUACACCUUAUCUCAAUCUGGCGACAAGGUACCAUGGGGCACCAUAACCAAGAACAUCUACUUUAUGCAGUCUGCUAUAUGGGCUAUCCUACUUGACACCGUUUUCAAGACUCCAUUAGCGGUCUUUGGAGACGCGGGGACCAUCCAUUACAACACUUGGACGAAGCUUUAUGCCGAUCCCGACCCCCAAGAUCCGGUGCCCCUUUCCCAGAAGAGCAACGAAUGGAGGCACUUCACCGCUCGACACCUAAUCGACUGCCUUGGAGGCGAAGUGGUCUUGAACUCCCCAUACGCCGUAGCCUCCGCCGACCAUAGUCUCCUCCAAAGUAUCCAGACGCUUAAAAACUUAGUCUUGAAUCGCAUCAAGACGCUCCUCUCCAAUAUCAGCUAUAAUCCAAAUCCUGCUGCAGUCCAAUGCAUCAUGGGCCGAGCCUUCCUCCUAGCUCUCAAGCUGUCGAUCCGCAAGGCCCAUCUCGGGAUCUGGUACCCUUCUCACGGCUCGGCAUACAUCCCGCACCGCGACGGCAAAGUGCCCUGGCUCGAAAUGCAUCGAAGCAUCUCGGCUGGCGGCGACAAUAUGCAGAUCGAGACACGCAUUGUUCCACCGUUGGGCUACAUCGAGAAAGCCAUACACAUCCAGCCCAGGAAGCCCACGCCUGAGGCUUCAUCGCACGGAGGCAGGCCGGAUAACGGCACGGAAGACUCAAAAGGUGGAGAUGUGGCGGGGAAAGCUUUGAACCAACCGAAGCAAGUACGGCUUCAGGGUGACCCCGAUGAUUGGUCGGGUGAUGCUUGGCCGAAGGAGGUCCUAGGGCAGGAAGAGUUGGUGCUGCUGGGCCCCGAAGAGGAAGAUGAGGUGUUGUAG